Messenger RNA from Megalops cyprinoides (Indo-Pacific tarpon), 3538 nucleotides. It is a transcript of the gene ism1, whose product is annotated as isthmin 1. NCBI's taxonomy places the organism in Eukaryota, Metazoa, Chordata, Actinopteri, Elopiformes, Megalopidae. Bases 1131 to 2489 code for a protein of 452 amino acids. Gene Ontology annotation, biological process: negative regulation of angiogenesis. The record is from RefSeq and is a predicted model, not a curated record. The transcript has 6 exons.
GUAAGAGAAGCCGUUUACUCGCAUGCGAAAAAAACACGCUUUGCAACUGUGCAAUGGUGUUGCGCGCAUCGGGUGCAUACUGCGUGCUACAAAUCUUUGGAUGGACGUUUUCUGCACGAGGAAUUGAGCACUUUUGUAACUAACGUUACCCGACCGGGCGUUACUGGAACACUAGAACUCUAAGGACUGGGCAGUGACAAAAGUGUUUAUCAAAAACCCACCUUAAUCUUUCGCCAGGAAAGAGUGUCACAGGAUACAUCACAAGAACUCAGGUUAAACAAUGCAUUUACAUGACCUUUUGAAACGCUAUACAAGCUGAAAAAAAACGAUGUGUCCAAAUCAAGUUUUGCAUUUCGGCAGAGAUGAGAGAGAUGAACAUGGAACUUAGACCGUAAAGAAAGAGAAUCUCUUAACAGGCAGACGAGAAUAUGGCACAAACUGAGGUCAACAGGACAGCAACUGAGAGACGCUCGAUCGAGUGGAUGUGAAAUUUACCUGGACUUAAGUACAAUCAUCAGCGGCGUGCUUAACUCGUUCUGAGAUUAUUGUCACUUACUGCUGUGCAGAAAUCAUAUGCACGUGCAGUUACUCACCGCUACACGGUGAACAGCAGAAGCCUCUCGUGAGGCAAGAGACAGUUUACACUUAAGUAUCUUUAUAACUAAAUUAAGUCAAGGGUAUUAAUAUUCAAUACUUCAUGAUCUAUUCUUCAAGCAAUUUCAGAUACUGUAAUGUCAAUGGAAUCUGAAGACGCUCUCCACUUGUGACACAUCCUUGGUAUUUAUAUUGUGAAAAGGGGAAAAUAUUUGGCAUAUUUUAUGUUACACUUUAUUAUAAAUUGGAGCCCAUGCAUGCCCCAAAUAAGACUAUUCCUAAGGAACGCGGUCACUGCUGCACACGGGCUUGGUUCCGGAUUUUAAGCCCCAGGUUAUCGUAGUUUAUUUUUUCCAUUGUCUUCGAUUUUUUUUUUUUCCUUUAAAUUUGUAAUCUUGAUUCCCGAAGUGGCUCCGCAGUGGUGUUGCGGCUCCUCGUCCGCGGCGGAUCCGGAGAUCGGAGUCUCUGCAGCGGGAGGAGGCGGUAGUGGAACCCCUGCACCGGCGCAGGGUCCCAAAACCGGUCGGGUGAAAAGGAUGAUUCGACUGGCUGCAGAGCUGUUGCUGCUGCUAGGACUACUCCUCCUAACUUUGCACAUUACGGUGUUACGGAGCAGUCCGCUGCAUCAGGGAAAUGUGACUUUACACAACGACCAGAACACGCUGCUAGUAGAGAACAAUCUCAAUGCUGAGAGCGGCUCCUCUCCUCAGCUGUCGGCUGGCAACCGGCGCAUCGCUGCCGAGCACCGGCCCCAGUCUCGGGCCCAGCCCCACGGUGCCACCAGCGCCCUGCAGAGGGAUGGACCUGGAGCCUUCCUGCUGGACCUCCACAACUUCCCUGACCUCUCCAAGGCUGACAUAAAUGGACAGAACCCCAACAUUCAGGUGACCAUCGAGGUGGUGGACGGGCUGGAGGGGGCAGAGCCUGAGAAGGGGCUGCGCAAGGAAAAUAAGCCCAGCUGGGCCUCGCCCAACUGGAGGAACUGGUGGCAGCGCUCUUCCUCGGCCGUCACUCCACGCCGCCCCGAUGACCAGGACUACCCCUACGACGGCAACACCGACGACAGCAACUUCCUCAAACCCCUGGGGGACUGGGACAGACGGGGGGGUGCUGGUGGGAUGACCAAGGCCCAGACUGAGUAUGAUUACAUCGACGGUGACGGGGACUGGAGCACCUGGUCGGCCUGCAGUGUCUCCUGCGGCAACGGCAACCAGAAGAGGACCAGGUCGUGCGGGUAUGCCUGCACGGCCACCGAGUCCCGCACCUGCGACAUGCCGAGCUGCCCAGGCAUUGAAGACGCCUUCAAGACAGCUGCCACAGAAGUUAGCCUUCUCGCUGGAACGGAUGAGUUCAAUGCCACGGAGCUCUUUGGCGUUGAUACAGACAGCUGCGAACGAUGGAUGAACUGCAAGAGCGAAUUCCUGAAGAAGUACAUGCUCAAGGUAGCCAACGACCUUCCCAGCUGCCCUUGCUCCUACCCGACCGAGGUGGCUUACAGCACGGCGGACGUCCACGACGCCACCACGCGCAAGGACUUCCGCUGGAAGGACGCCAGUGGCCCCAAGGAGAAGCUGGAGAUCUACAAGCCCACGGCGCGCUACUGCAUCCGCUCCAUGCUAACGCUGGAGUCCACCACGCUGGCCUCCCAGCACUGCUGCUACGACGACAGCAUGAAGCUCAUCACGCGGGGGAAGGGGGCAGGCACGCCCAACCUCAUCAGCACCGAGUUUUCCGCCGACCUGCACUACAAGGUGGACGUCCUGCCGUGGAUCAUCUGCAAGGGGGACUGGAGCCGCUACAACCAGGCCCGUCCACCCAACAACGGGCAGAAGUGCGAGGACAACCCCCUGGACGAGGACUACUACAAGCAGUUUGAGGAGGCCAGGGAGUUCUGAGUCUUCUGGGAGAGCUUGAAAAAGGGGACGUUGAUGAACAAUGAACCUAGUUUGUGAAUCAGUGCGACCACUUCCUCCUGUUUGUUGCAGGCGAUUCUAUCAAAACAGAAUCCUGCAGAGUGCCAAGGACUGUUCAUAUGUUUACCCAGAAUGCCACAGCGGAGCUGAGGCCCUGCAGAGUCCUCUAGCUUGUCUAGUAUAAUUGAACUUCUUCCUGAAAGUGAAGUAACAGCCACAAAGCAGUCUCCAGUGCUUCAUCUUGUAAUAUUGAACAUCUUUCAGUGCUAUUCCAAGCAAAAAACGGUAUGCUGUUUCUUUUUUUUUUUUUUUUGAAAAUGACUUCUUUGAUAUGUCAAUCAGUGAGUGGACUUCAAAGGGAGGGAACAUUUAAUUUGUGUUGCACAGUGAGAAAAGAAAUUCGGCAACAAUAUUUUGGAUGACUUUGGGUCAUCUGUACAGUGUAUGGACCAGGAGGAGGAAAAAGGAACCUUUACAUUUGUAGUGAAACUUUAAAUGACUCGGCAGCUUUGCAACCUCUCACUCACAGUAGUGUUGCUAAUGCAUUCUGUUUCCAAGGAAAAACAAAGUUCUCAAACAUGCAGACAAUCAAAGGGGAACAUGGAAAACUGUUUAGCUUCAUUCUCAGUAAAAAGGGAUAUGGUGCAGCGACCAACCACAGCAGGCAAACCACUGCCUGUAGAUGGUAUUUAUUUACAGGAACUCACAACCAUACACAAAGGAAGCAGUCCUUUUUGUAUUCAAAGAGUCUGAUCUUCUCCAAUUGUCAAUUUGGUUUAAAUAUUCAGGUUCAUAUAUAAGCUUAUAUGCUUGUUUAUUUAGCAUGCACCAAUUUUUCAAAUAAUCUGUUUUUAUUUUCUUCUUUCUUUUUUUCUGGUCCAGACCAUUCUUUCUAAUGUAAAAAGCAACCCCUUGCAUUAUUUUUGUAAAGUAUUUAUUAAACUGUAGUUAUGUCUCACACAUUGAGUCUACUUACAGGAUGUGGUUGAUGUUUGGUGUACAAGGAAGGAAUGGGUGGUACAAAUGUAAAG